This is a messenger RNA of Thrips palmi, 979 nucleotides long. RefSeq lists its product as uncharacterized. Bases 1 to 462 code for a protein of 153 amino acids. NCBI's taxonomy places the organism in Eukaryota, Metazoa, Arthropoda, Insecta, Thysanoptera, Thripidae. The record is from RefSeq and is a predicted model, not a curated record. The transcript has 5 exons.
AUGGUGCUUUUUGUGCUUCAAAAUGAUCCACUAUUGGGUUUAAAGUUUCUGAGGUUUUCAGAUGGCUGUGGCCUCCGGAAGGUGCAAAAUGUAAACUCCGUGGCUGUCCCGAUGCGUAGUUCACUAAAGCUACAAGGUGGAAAUGUCCUUAAGGGGAGCACCUUUCAUGCAACUGGGCAACUGUCCAAAAUCAAUGGCACAACGGGUCAGAGAGCUGCUGAAGGAACUGAAGGGGAUCAUGGCGUGGUCUGUCCAUGUGACAUAGAAAACGGCAUUAACCCACACCGUAGUUUUCAAGGGCACAUGCACCCCGCGCAUACAUUGUCUUGCGGGGGAGCCAAUGAUUACAAAUCACUAUUCUUCGUCUUCUGGCCCAACUUCAACAACAGGCUCUUCAGAUUCCAACAGGAGGGACCAAAGAAGAUAUGUGACGAAGCCGAGGAGAUGGAGGUGGAUGAAUGAAUGGUGAAGAAUGACUGAAUGAAUGAAGAGAAUGGAUGAAAGAAGAGAUGGGAAGAGCGGAAGAGAAGGAUGGUGUGUGUGUGUGUGCUGUGUGGACAUGGACAUGUACUACCAAAAUACAAAAGCUCAACCCGUCAGGAAAAAAUGCAAGGUUUGCUAUGAUAUCGUGCACUAACGGGCCCACUGGCACCUACUGCCCUCCGGGAAGAGGGCCAAGGCGGAAAGAAGAUCAAGGAGCGCCUCACCGUCGCCUUCUGCGCCAACGCCACGGGCAGUUUCCAAGUCUGCUUCUAAGGCGUCUAAGCCUCCUCCUAAAUCUCAAUCUUAUCCGCCUAAGUCUGCGCCUUCCAGCCUUCCAAGCCUUCUAAAAAUUCUGCCUCUAAAUCUUCGCUUUGAAAGGAAUUUUCUGGCAGAUGGACUUAAACUGGUAAAAAUGACAAGAUUGUUAGGGGGUCUUUCGGUCAACUUUACGCAGAGUGUAUGGGAUAAUUUCAUAGGAUUGACUGAGCUUAUCAGC